Salpingoeca rosetta is the source of this 2163-nucleotide messenger RNA. RefSeq lists its product as uncharacterized. Bases 61 to 2163 code for a protein of 700 amino acids. The record is from RefSeq and is a predicted model, not a curated record. The transcript is spliced from 4 exons. Lineage: Eukaryota; Choanoflagellata; Craspedida; Salpingoecidae.
CAUGGAUUUCGGCAAUUUGAGGCACACGACACCAACACACAGCACAGCACACACACAAUAAUGGAGGCGUGCACUGUGGCCAAGUUGCAGGAGCGGGUGCAGCGUGCACGUGCUUUCCUUGAACGGGAAGAUGUGCAGAAACUGGUGACGCUGUACAUGGUGGAGACUUUUACCCACGACCACCUACAUUCCAGCAUUCCAUCGACAUGGCUGGCAGCUCUUCUCUCAGCCUCCCACGAUCAAUUGAUGCAAAUCGCGUAUGGAAAGAGCGCACCCGAAUGGCCAGAAGAUCUGCGCACCAUGCUGGCGCAGGGGGUCGACAUUGCGCUGCCACGACAGCAAGCUACGCACAUCCAUGGCGAGCCCAUCGUGCCUGUGGAGAUCAACUCCGUCGUCAAGAUGGGGCUGAGGCCAAAGAAGGUGCACGAGGUGGCCCACCUUUCUGCCCUCGUCGCCAAGGUGGCAGAGAGCGUGCAAGCUAAGGCCGUCCUGGACUUUGGCAGCGGCAAAGGUUACCUCGGUCAGGUCCUGUCCAUCACAUCGGGCCUGCGCGUGGUCGGCAUUGAGUCGCAGGAGGCCUUGAACGCCACCGCUGUCAGUCGCUCGGCAAAGAUUGCACAGUGGGCCAUGAAGCGACACGCCGCCAUCGCCGCAGGUCUUGUCUGCGGUAGCUGCCCGACAGCACCAGCAGCACCCGCUCGCACCAAGAGCAGCGGGAAUGGUACUCACACGAGCAGGCGUGCCCGGAGACGGCACCGACGCAAGGAGCGACAGCAGAUGAAGAAGCAGGCUGGUGGGACGGAGGAAGAGCAACAGGAGCAAGAGGAGGGAGAUUGUGCUGUGGGCGGAGAUGGCAGACGGAAGCAGCGGAGCGUUGAGGAAGAGGCGUGGAAUGAGCUUGAGGUGAAGGGAGAGAUUGACCAGCAGGGAGAGCGCGACCAAGCGCACAUGCAGGUACGUGCUCAACAACAACAGGAGCAACAACAGCAGCAGCAGGAGGGGGAGGAGACGAGCAACGUUGCUGCUCACGCUGUUCCUGCUCACGCUGUUGCUGCUCACGACGCCUCAGAUCCAGAUGUUGACGCGGCACCAACGACAACAACGGCAACAACAACAACAACAACGACAGCAACGGCAACAUCAACAACAGCGACAACAGCAGCAGUACAAGGCGGGUUCCGCGUGGGACGGGUUGAGGCUGUGACCACGGUGGUGAAGGAUGGAGAAGGGCUGGAUGCAGCUGCCUCUGAUGCGGUUGAUGGCUCUGUCAUUACGGGGCUUCAUACCUGUGGUGAUCUGCACACGUCGCUGCUGCAAAUCUUCGCAGACGCUGGAGCACGUGCGCUUGUCAGUGUUGGCUGCUGCUACCACCGCCGCACGGAACCUGACGAUGAGCACGCAAACCAAAAGGUGUUCCCACUGAGCAGAUUUCUCAAGUCGCAGUCAGCGCGACUGGCAGAUCGGUCGAUGGAACUCGCCUGUCACGCACGUGAACUCUGGACGAAGCAGCCGCCAACGCACUUUCACGCGCACACGAACAGGGCCAUCUUGGAGGUGAUCUUCCACAAGCAGCUACCACAGCACGACCCAACGCAGGUGAAGAUUGGGCGAAUGAAGCUGAAGAAAGGGCAGCGGCCGGGUGAUGGUGGUGAUGUGCAGCACUUUAUUGGUUUCGCAACAGAGGUGAUGCGUCGACUCAAGCGGAAGUAUGACCAGCGCACACAAGGGCAGGGGCAAACCAAGCAACUGACGCAGGACCGUCAGCAGGAGCAGGAGCAGCAAGAACAACAAGAACAACAACAACAGCAGCCGCGAUGGGACCUGUUACAAGCUGACGAGGACAUGCUUCGCCACGUGUACAACGCAUGCUCACCUCUGCACAAUGCAGUUGUCGGCGUGUAUGCACUGCGCGUGCUUGUGGCCACAGUGGUGGAGACCUUGCUCCUGUGCGACCGUGCCCUGUACCUGUGCGAGCGCGGCAUGGCAUGCGACAUCGUUGCCCUCUUUGACCCGGCCGUGUCGUCCAGGAACUUUGCCAUUGUCGCAACGAAGCCGCAGCAGGCUGCCACAGCACCGUCGUCCUUGUCGCUUGAGGAUGACGAUGAUGUCAAGCGAGCCAAGACGCAGCGGUCGCAGGGCGAGCCGCGCACCACCAGCAGCUAG